AUCAAGGUGUCGAGUUGAUCGUGGCGACUCCAGGGAGACUGAUUGAUCUCCUCGCAAAGCAUGAUAUGGAGUUAGAUGAUGUCACGAUGUUUGUGGUUGAUGAAGUCGACUGCAUGCUCCAAAGGGGGUUUCGAGACCAAGUCAUGCAGAUUUUCCUCAGUCUGGCUCAACCCCAGGUUUUGAUGUACUCAGCUACCAUCUCUGAUUCCGUCGAGAAGUUGGCUAGCUCAAUGGCUAAAGACAUUGUUUUGAUCUCCAUUGGCCAGCCCAACAAGCCUAGUAUGGCAGUGAAACAGGUGGCCAUCUGGGUCGAUACCAAGCAGAAGAAGCAGAAGCUUUUCGAUAUUCUAUCAAGCAAGCAGCAUUUCGACCCACCAGCCGUGGUCUAUGUGGGGUCCAGAAUAGGAGCAGAUCUACUUUCCAAUGCGAUUUCAGUGAGUACCGGGUUGAAGGCACUGUCGAUCCACGGAGGGAAGCGAUGAGGCAAUUCUUGAUGGGAGAAGCUCCGGUGAUCGUGUCCACUGGUGUUCUGGGUCGAGGAAUUGAUCUGUUGGGUGUUAGGCAGGUUAUAGUGUUUGACAUGCCGAAUUCCAUCAAGGAAUAUGUUCAUAUGAUCGGCAGGGCUUCCCGGAUGGGGGUGGAAGGCAAAGCGAUGGCGUUCAUCAACGAGGAGAGCAAGGCAUUGUUCCCAGAGUUCGUCGAGGUGCUCAAGUCUUCCGGAGCUGCAGUACCUCGCGAGCUUGCUAAUUCCCGGUAUAGUUCGAAAUCAUUGCCUUCUAGCAAGAGCUGGAAGAAAAGGAAGCUUGGCUAGAAAUUUGACUUGUGCUUAUGCCAAUGACGGGCGGAUUCCAGCCAGUGAGGAAUGCACCCAAGCAAGCAGCCUUCUAGACGUCAGCAUGUGCCGCUGGCGCUGGUGGACCGUUCUCUAUACCGGUGACGACAGUUUGUUAUUUGCUAGCGUGAUUAAAUUGAAUGUAUAUUCCAAAUUCCUUGUAUUUGUUGACCGACAACUAAUACGAAAAUUCCUUUCCCCAAGUGGAAGAAAAUAGAAGUUGACAAUCAAAUCUUCAGUUUGACCCUACAGAAUCUGACGGUUCAUUUCAAUCCUUCUUUCACGCAGCCCAGCCCAGCCCAGCCCGUCAAGCGGCAAAGAAACGCUAGGUGCGGGCCCAGUAUCUGGAAGAAAGCAAGGCGGGAAAGAAUCUUCCCCGUAUCCCACGUGGCCUCGUAUCCUUGCCUUUCAAGGCAACAAAAAGAAGAACGAAUGAAGGGCUGGAAUUUGGAAACCUCCAGAUCAACAACGCUCAUUUGCUCUCACCCCAUACGUACUCUCACGUUCCGCAUUUCGUGCAUCACUCCCUUUUCCCUCUCUCCAAUUCUUUCUCUAAUCGCUCCGGGCAACUGUUGAAUCGGCGGCAAGAACCAGAGACGUCGGGAUAUCCUGCGGAGAAUUUGGAAGAUGAAAGCGAUCAAGCUGUUCGAGAGAGCUUCUCGAACGUACAAUGACAGCUCGUCCUUCUCGAAGCUGCUUGUGGUCUUCACCGUCAGUGGUGGAGGCCUUUUGGCUUAUGCGGACGCGAACUCGACGAGUCCGAUUGCUCCACCUGAGAUCAAGAAGAAGCGCGUCGUCGUUCUCGGAACCGGAUGGGCAGGGACGAGCUUCCUGAAACAAUUGGACAAUCCUUCCUACGAUGUUCAAGUGAUUUCGCCUCGGAAUUACUUCGCGUUCACUCCUCUGUUGCCGAGCGUCACUGUUGGAACAGUGGAGCCUCGUAGCAUCGUGGAGCCGAUCCGUAACAUCGUCAAGAAGAAGAAUGUUGACGUCCAUUAUUGGGAAGCCGAGUGUUUCAAGAUAGAUUCCCAGAGCAAGAAGGUUCACUGCCGUUCCAAUAAGAACAUCGAUGGAAAAGGGAAGGAAGAAUUUGUUGUGGAUUAUGACUACCUUGUCAUAGCAAUGGGGGCCCGUCCCAACACUUUCAAUACUCCUGGUGUCGUCGAACAUUGCAAUUUUCUCAAGGAAGUAGAAGAUGCUCAAAAGAUCCGUAGAUCCGUUAUCGAUGCGUUUGAGAAGGCAAGCUUGCCGAGUUUGAGCGAUGAAGAGAGGCAGAAGAUGCUGCAUUUUGUGGUGGUUGGUGGUGGGCCCACGGGGGUGGAGUUUGCUGCAGAACUUCAUGAUUUUGUGAAGGAAGAUCUGGUCAAGUUGUAUCCUGCAGCUGGGAAGUAUGUCAAGAUAACACUGCUUGAAGCAGCAGAUCAUAUUCUAACCAUGUUUGACAAGCGAAUUACAGAAUUCGCUGAAGACAAGUUCAAAAGAGAUGGCAUAGAUGUGAAACUAGGGUCAAUGGUUAUCAAAGUAUCUGACAAGGAGAUCUCCACUAAAGGCAGGGUUAAUGGGCAACUUUCUACCAUGCCUUACGGAAUGGUGGUCUGGUCUACUGGAAUUGGAACUGAUCCUGUUGUAAAGGAUUUUAUGAAGCAAGUCGGUCAGGAAACCAGGCGUGUUUUAGCAACUGAUGAAUGGCUGCGAGUUGAGGGAACUGAUAGCAUUUAUGCCCUUGGUGACUGUGCUACAAUUAACCAGCGCAGAGUCAUGGAGGACAUAUCCUCAAUAUUCAAGAAGGCAGACAAGGAGAACUCUGGUACCCUCACGGUGAAGCAACUUCAAGCAGUGGUCGACGACAUCUGUGAAAGGUACCCUCAAGUGGAUCUCUACCUGAAGACAAAGAAACUUCGCAACAUUGCGGAUCUUCUCAAGGACGAUUCGAAAAGCUCCGUCGCAAUCAGCAUCGAAGAGCUCAAAACAGCGCUGAAAGAAGUCGACGCUCAGGUCAAGAACCUCCCAGCAACAGCUCAGGUUGCGGCUCAGCAGGGCGCCUACCUUGCGAAAUGCUUCAACCGGAUGGAAGAAGCUGAGAAGAACCCAGAAGGACCCCUCAGGUUCAGAGGAGAAGGCCGCCAUCGUUUCCAUCCCUUCAGGUACAAGCAUUUCGGCCAAUUUGCUCCACUGGGAGGGGAACAAACGGCUGCUCAACUUCCAGGCGAUUGGGUGUCCAUUGGCCACAGCACUCAGUGGCUCUGGUACUCCGUCUACGCAAGCAAGCUGGUGAGCUGGCGCACCAGAUCUCUGGUGGUCACCGACUGGGUGAAGCGGUUCAUCUUUGGAAGGGACUCCAGCUCCAUUUGAGUCACUUCACCAAGCCAGCUGAAGAACAAAAUUUUGCACCUCUGACCAAACUCGUUAGCCUUUACACAUUGCGUUUGGCUCUUUCUAUCUCUCUCUAGACAAUAUUCCUUUUAGGAAAUAAUCCCACGCCCUGGUUUACAGCGAGGCGAAAUGGAGCACGUUUUUGUUGGCUGAGACUCGUUUUUUUCUUUGUCCGAAGGUUCUAAGGGGUUAGGCUAUUACAUUGCCUGGGAAAAUUUUGAUGCUUUCUUUUCGGUGGGAUUAUUGCUGAUGAACCGUGAAUCAUGAAUCAUGAUUGAUGCAUACAUAUGAGGAUGAACAGCUUCAUAUGGGGAUAAUAUUAUAAUAAUAAGGCUGACGG
Linum tenue is the source of this 3545-nucleotide messenger RNA. NCBI's taxonomy places the organism in Eukaryota, Viridiplantae, Streptophyta, Magnoliopsida, Malpighiales, Linaceae. The record is from the annotation of a GenBank genome assembly.